Molecule: messenger RNA, 1994 nt
Organism: Colletotrichum acutatum
Lineage: Eukaryota; Fungi; Ascomycota; Sordariomycetes; Glomerellales; Glomerellaceae
Exons: 1
Coding region: 105-1583 (492 amino acids)
Source: RefSeq, a predicted model, not a curated record
CUGCUGCUGCUGUAGCUGCCGUUGCCGCUGCCGCCGCCGCUGCUGGUGUUGGUGCCGGCCCGGCUGAUUCUCCGGCGUCUCCCAUCAUAGGUGGAAAUCCUCCCAUGGCGGCGCAGCAGGACCCACGUCAGUUCGGAGAUGUCGUCGGUAACGGGCCCGGCGGCGGCGGCGGCAUGGCCCCACAGCCACGGCCCAUGGCGGCAGACGGACAGCAAGGUUUCGCCGCACCGCCCGGCCCAGUGGCGUACCACGACCCGGCCUACCCCAACGGCAACCAGGACCACAUCCGCAACCAGCACAACGAUAUGAUGUACGGCGACAACAACGCGGCCGCCGUGGCGAAUCAGACAGGCGGGGGCUUCUCCGACUGGAUGAGCGGUUAUAACGCGAGUAAUAACCAAGCUGGUCCAAGCCGAAACGCUCAACCGCCUCUGUUCGAGGGCCAGGCUCAAAACCAGGGCGAUAUCCAGUACAUGAUGGGCAACGGGUACGAUAUAAACCCCGAGAACCUAGUCCAAAUGGCAGAGGCACAGCCGGUCCUCAUUCACCCGCAGCUAGAAGUCGACCCGGAACGCGAACAAUCUGAACUCACCCGCGGCAUCUGCGACUUCAUGGCCCAACUAGCCCGAGACAGCCGCUUCGUACCCAUCGAGCUCCGCAACUUCAACCCCCCCGAAGUAGCCGAAACCCCUCCCGCCGCCCGCAUCGGUCCCCCCGCCGUCGCCAUCCUCGAGCUCACAGACCAAGACGCGGCCGAAACGCCCCGCGAGCCGCCGGGACCGCCAACAUGGAACCCGGCCCCCUACGACCCUCAACUCCGAGUCGCCCUCGCCCGAUGGAAACGCCCGGCCAACGACGUCUUCCACGACAUCCCCGACGCCUCCCUCCUAAACGGCGCCCAACCAGACAACCAGCCCUGCGAGGAAAUCAAGCCCGCAGCACCAGGAAACGUCUGCAACACCCUCGUCCCCGACGGCGCGCACUGCGAAAACCUGGAACACGCCGCCGCGCAGCCGAAACCGCACGUCGUCUGCGAAGGAUGCGACCUGACCUCCAAGAAACACCUCUUCGAGGGCCCGCAACCCCUCACACGUAUGGAAUUCCUCAAUAUGCGCAACUACGCCUGCGGCGGCUGCGCCCACACGCGCCAGGCCGACGUGCGGUUCGGCGGCAGGAUGCCCAACGGCCAGCUCGCGAACCCGCUGCACCCCGUGACGGGCUGCCUCUGCGCCAGGAAGCUGCUCGGCCGGCGGCUGUGCUCGCAUCACCGGUACCAGCUCGCGCAGCGGCUCAUGAUCCAGGUGUCCAUGGUGCUCGAGUGGGCGAUUACCAACUUUGGACCGGACAUGUGUCUGUUUUGUAAGCAGGGCGGCCAUCUCGCCAGGAGCGUCGCGGAGUCGAAUAACGGGAUCAUGGACGAUGUGUUGUACGUGUGCCUCAAUUGUGAGGGCAUCGUCGGCGUGAACGGCCCGAAGCAGCUCGUUCCGGGUGUCGAAGAGUGGAUUGGUGGGUGUCAUCCGUUUUCCCUCUACUCGGAGCCGUGGCUGCAGGCGCCUAUGCAGGAUAUAGAAUGGGACGCCUGAUUAGGCGAAUAUGGCCCCGGAUGUCUCAUGGAAGAAGCUAGGUAAAGUGAAAGAGGAGGAGUUCUGGUUGGCGGUAUCUUUCUCUGGUUCGGCUUUGGAUUCGGAUAGAAACGCAGUUGGGUUGAUACUACGGUAACGGUGGAGCACACAUGGUGCGUUGCAGGUGUUUCGUUUGAUUUGAAGAAAAAGAAAACGUUUGGAUUCUGACGUUUUCGCUCCGGGCCGUGAAAUCAUAGCCGAGUGAAGGUAGAGGCACACCGUUGAGACUUGAGGGAUGGUUGCGAGGUUUCUGCGCGACUCGCAUCUGCAUGUCUAAGGUGAGGUAAAGUGAUGGGAGCCAUGGCCCUUGGGGCAACAGGGCGGUUCAGAGCCUCAGGCUAUGUAUUCCGUGGUGGGCUGCAGUCUUUGGGG